Messenger RNA from Lizanozyma spartinae, 750 nucleotides. It is a transcript of the gene CKB2, whose product is annotated as casein kinase 2 regulatory subunit. Gene Ontology annotation, molecular function: protein kinase regulator activity. The coding region runs from base 1 to 750 and encodes 249 amino acids. The transcript has a single exon. Lineage: Eukaryota; Fungi; Ascomycota; Pichiomycetes; Serinales; Debaryomycetaceae. Gene Ontology annotation, cellular component: protein kinase CK2 complex; cytoplasm. The record is from RefSeq and is a predicted model, not a curated record.
AUGACUUCUAUUCCAGCUGACCAAUACGUUACAGAUACAAGCACGGAUAUCACCGAAUACUGGAUAGACUUGUUUCUUGGUAUCAAGGGGAAUGAAUAUUUCUGUGAUAUCGAUGAUGACUACAUUCGUGACCGGUUCAAUUUGACUGGUUUGGCUCAGGAAGUAUCCCAUCUAAGUUUAUUGGUUGACCUUAUCACUGAUGCCAUAGAUAUGGAUAAUGAUGAUCGUUCUGAUGAGAACCGUAAGAAUACCGAACACGAUGCUCGGGUGUUAUAUGGUCUAAUCCAUGCCAGAUAUAUCUUAACUCUGAGAGGGUUAACCAAGAUGUUUGAUAAGUUUAGAACUGGAGAUUUUGGUUUUUGUCCAAGAGUUAAUUGUGAAUUACAUCCCUUGUUACCCGUGGGGUUAAGUGAUCAACCAAGAGUUGCUAGUGUCAAACUUUAUUGUGCUAAGUGUGAAGACUUUUAUAAUCCAAAGUCAAAUCGGCAUGCUGUAGUUGAUGGAGCAUAUUUUGGUAGAUCUUUCCCAGCAAUGUUUCUACUCAAUUAUCAACAAGCUAUACCUGUUCAUUCCAAACAAACAUACGUGCCCCGUUUGUUUGGUUUCAAACUUCAUGAAUAUUCAAAGUUGGAUAGAUGGCGACAAUUACAACGGUUGAAGUUGGAAGAUCGUUUACGUAAAGAUAAUGUUGAAAUCGAUGAUGUUCAAGGGGGAUUUGAAACUUCCAAAAAGGAAUCACAAGGGCCUUAA